UCAGCCAAACAAAGAAGUGAAAGCCCAAAUAGGGUGCCAGGCAGAGUUUCUCUCAGAGUGACACUGGCCCCUUAACAGCAGAGAAGUUCAGAGAAACCACUGAGGUCUGAAUUACAUGCAGAUAUCCUGAAGACCUGCGCUCAGAGGUAUGGAGCUAUCUGAUUCAACUACAGAAGAUUUUUCAUCAAGCUACACUUAUGAUUAUGAUUACAAUUACACUGAUAUGGUCACCGAGGCCAAUGUCACUGAUGUUGAGGAGCUGUGUGUAGCCAGCAAAGAACAGGAGCUGACCAUUACUGUUGUCCAGACCACGGUCUUCCUCAUUGUCUUCUUCUUAGGUGUGUUUGGUAACGGGCUGGUCAUUGCCACAUUUGCACGGUACCGCCGUCUACGUCUACGCUGCAUGACCGAUGUCUUCCUGUUCUACCUGGCUCUGUCCGACUUACUGCUUCUGCUGACUCUUCCGUUAGAGACGGGAGAGACACUGAUCGGCAGCUGGGAGUUCGGAGAGGGGCUGUGCAAGCUAAACCGUGGUAUGUAUGCCAUCAACACCUAUGGAGGUCUGCUGUUGUUGGCUUGCAUUAGCGUUGAUCGCUAUUUAGUGGUGGUUCGCACCAGGGCCAUACGGAAGAGGAGUUCUGGGACUCUGUUUUACAGCACACUGUCUGCGCUUGGAGUCGCACUAACUUCUGUCUUCCUGAGCCUGCCAGACUUGCUCUUCAGCUCCGUGGAGAACGACAUGGGUUCAGACGUCCUUUUGUGUGAUAUGAAAGUUUGGGGCGAUGGAGUGAGUAAAUGGAAGCUGUGGGCCCAGAUGGCAAAGAUCGCAGGAUUCUGCAUCCCUUGCGUGGCGAUGGUGGUGUGUUACGGCGCGAUCGGACGUGUCUUGAUCCGUGCCGGCGGCAACUGUUGGCGCAGACAGAGGACUUUGCGCCUGAUGGCACUUCUGGUGGUUCUUUUCCUUCUCUUUCAGCUUCCUUACACGAUGGUGCUUCUGAUUAAAAUAUUCAAACCCACUCAGAUAAACUGCGAAGACUGGACCAAGUUCCACCUUCAGGAAAACAUAACGCGCAAUCUGGCUUAUGUGAGGUGCUGCCUGAACCCUUUGCUCUACGCACUCGUUGGGGUCAGAUUCAGAAAUGACAUUAUCAGGCUCUUGAUGGACACCGGGUGCAUGUGCACGUGUGUGUCCCAUAUAACUCCACAGCAUGACAACGGAAGCUCCAUCACACCAUCGUCUCCAGCUCCAACCAUCCUUUCAUCCUUCCCAUCUUCUUACAUGUCUUCCAAGAAAACACCUGCCCUGGACACACCUGCUGCAGACACAGCUGAAACCUUCAUUUUUCCAAUGCCCAUAUCUAGUAAAAAGACUUCAGGACUUAUGAGCUGGUGUCAUCAAUAAAUGCACAUUAGAUUAUCUGAAAUAAAUAAUUUCUAAUUUUAAAGGUAAUAAUUAUAGAAACCCAUUUACUGUAUGCCACAAGAAAAAAUAAACAUGCUUUGGUAAAACAAUUAUGAGAUUAAAAAUGAUCACAUGUUAAUAUAAGAGUUUUAUAUCAAUAUUUUGGACUUCCAGUGGAUAAGAGACAAAACUGCAUGUACACAAAAACUCUUUAUACAGUUUAAAUACAAUGAGCAGCAUAAAUAAUUUUAGUACAGUGUUAGAUUAAGAGUUAAUAAUAUAUAUAUAAAUAUAUUAGACAUAUGCUGUAAAUACAUUUUGCACACAUUUAUUCUGCUCACAUUUAUUACAGUUAAAAUUAUUUAGUUUUUUUGUAUGUGUUAUUCUCUGCUAUUUUCAUUUCUCAUUUUACCUGUAUUCCUCAUUUUACCUG
Messenger RNA from Carassius auratus (goldfish), 1835 nucleotides. Its product is annotated as C-C chemokine receptor type 7. Gene Ontology annotation, molecular function: C-C chemokine receptor activity; C-C chemokine binding. The transcript has 2 exons. Gene Ontology annotation, biological process: positive regulation of cytosolic calcium ion concentration; G protein-coupled receptor signaling pathway; immune response. Gene Ontology annotation, cellular component: external side of plasma membrane; membrane. The record is from RefSeq and is a predicted model, not a curated record. Bases 149 to 1402 code for a protein of 417 amino acids. Lineage: Eukaryota; Metazoa; Chordata; Actinopteri; Cypriniformes; Cyprinidae.